CGCUGUAGUGGCGCACCCUCAUCAACGACGCGGUAACUGGAAGAGCCGACUCAACACAUCCCGAGGCCAGAGCACUGCUUGCACCACGAUGUUCUGUAGUUCAAGGGCUGCGAUCAACCUUGAUGUGGUUUCAAAGCGGACAGUUCUGGUGGAUCAUUGGCCCACGUGUUCACAACACCCAUCGUCUGGUUGGAGUAUUUUCUGUUCCGAGGAAAGGAUUGCAUCGCAGUGUCUAUGGAACCCAAGAGAUUCUGACAUGUAGCUUUAAGUGAAAACAGCAGCAUGACAGACAAACCCAAAAUUCAUGUGUUCAUGGGUGCCCCUCCCCUCACACCUGUGUCUGAUGUUGAUGAGGGAAAGUCUGGUCAGUGGAGGACCAUGGAGCUCUGCUGGCAGGGGGGCAGACUGAGGGCCAGGGAAGAUGAGGGUGUGAUCCAUGGAAGUGACGGUCGAGGUGAGGUUGACGCUUCAUCAGAGCCCGGAGAGCUGCCCAGUACCAGCAAGCACGGUACCAGUCUCCAAGGUCCUGAGACCCAAACCGGGUUCCCCUUACAGAGAGAACCAGGCUGUAAAGAGACAACCCAGGCUGGCCUGGCCCCUUUGGCGAGCUCAACUCCCCAGAAUGAGCAAACAGUCAUUAAUGAUGAGGACAUGUGUUCUGAAUCAGUGAAGGAGUAUCUGGACAGCUGCUUCCCUGCCGGGCAGCCUGACCCAGGGCCUGAGUCUGCCCCUGAGAGAGCAGGCAUCCAGUCAGAUCCAGCCCCUGCUCAGUCUGUGUCUGUGGAGACGGAGUACCUCAGUGCAUGGACAGUCAGUCAGGCCCUGCUCCUGAGAGGAAGACUGGGGGGACAACCAGAAACCAGCCCUGUGAAAACCAGACUUCCACAAACGCCACCUAAAUCCACGCCAUCCACUUUCACCAGCUCCCCAGAGCUGUACAGCCCAGCCACCCCCACUCAGUCCCCCAGAGAGCGGGGCCAAGGAGGGACCCAGCAGGGCUCCAUGGAGCUCUUCUAUGAGCCCCUGCUGAGCCAGAGGCAGGAGGAAGGAGGGGUGAUACUGGAGGCCACUGCUGAUGGGAUGCUCUGCUCUCAGGGUAACCCAAUGGGGAACAAAGAAGUGGGUGUAGUCUCCAAAAGCCCUCUCCCAUCACCUAGAUCCCCUGUAAAUACCUCACCGGCACCCCCAGCCCCUAAAAGGAGUAAAGUCUCCCCCACAAUAGGCAGAACUGAUAAGUCAUCAGACCAGACUACAGGGAAGGGUUGUGUUACUUCCCAAGCCCACACCACCCUGGCUAGAUGUGGCACCCAGGGAGUGCGUUACUCCAUCUUAGUGGCCGUGGUGCACCCGUGUCAUCUGAAGGAGAUCAGAGUGAGGUCCGGGGCGUCUGCUGGCUCCUGUAUCCCCCUGGCCUCUGUGGUGGUUACUGACCAAUCAGAAGUGGAGAUGAAGGUGGUCCUGUGGAGGAGGGCAGCAUUCUGGGCCCUGACUGUGUAUUCUGGAGAUGUGCUGCUCAUCACUGGUGUGAUGGUGAAUGAGGACAAGUGGAGAGGAGAGACGGUUCUGCAGUCGUCGUACAGCAGCAAGCUCCUCAACCUGGGCCAAGUCACUGGCAGCAGCUCACCUCUAGUCCCACAGAAUGUGAAUGGCCGGACACUGAGGUCUCUGUGUGGUUACCUGCGUGAGAAGCGUCCCCUGCUGGUGUCCCUCCCUCCUCGCGUCCCUCAGGAUCCUAACACCAUCGCCCACGCCCGUCUCAGGACCCUGAGACCUGACACACUGGUGCAUGCCCUGCUUCGAAUCACACACACUGAGAUGAUCACAGGGUGGCGAGCCGAGGCAGAGGGCACGUCCAGGGUAGGAGGAGUACUGAAGGCUGUGCUGACUGUAGAGCAGGGGGAUGGACAGCAGGGGGCAGUGGUGCUCUGGGGAGCUGCCUUGACCUGGCUGCAGCGUAUCAACAGGAACAAAGAUGCAGUGUGGGUUUUCCGUUUGCUCCUGGUAAGAGAGAGUAUGACGACAGGCCUGCUGGAGCUGCACUCCACCCCCUGGGGCUCCUGUGAGCCUCUCUUCCCUGACGACAUGCGGGCGCUGGAGUUCUACCGGCCAGGCCCUGCCAAACAUACCAGCACCAGCUUGGAGAUAGACCUGCACACUCUCCUGUCCCAGAAGUACACUGGUGAUGUGGAACUGAGAGUUCACGUCACAGCGUUCCAGUUUCAAGGCAGCCCCUCCCAGAAUGCACUGCAGCGGAUGGACAGCGACACGCAUCUGGAGAGUAUCCUGGACACAGUGUCAGGUGACAUCACGUUCACAGGUUGUGGGCGCUGCGCUGCCGAGCUGGACACCGAUGACAACGGGAUCUACUGUCCCUGCUACCCCUGCCUCCCCCAUACUGGAGUACGACGCUAUUACAGGCCAGUAAUACUGACAGUGAAGAAUGGGGAAAGCCAGGUGUGUGUGCAGGUGCCACCUGUCCUGCUGCAGAAGAUGCUGCUCGACACUCCUCCUGACAAGCUGAGCAAGACGGUCGCUCCAGGGUCAGAUGUGAGGUUAGUCCAGGUAGUGGCUGAGAGGAUUUAUUCCUUGCUGUCCAUUCCCAGACGCACCUUCCUCCUUACCGUCCGUAGCCACUUCCUGUGUGACGAGAACAGUGUCCCCACUGCCCAGGACUUUCUACUGCUGGAUUUUCAUGACCCCAAAUCAUAACAUGUCUCGGCUCACUUGAAUCAACUCCAAAUGUCACAUGAAUGUAUUUGUACUACCCUACCACAGUCAUCACAGAUCUUUCAGGUAUGUUUAGGCCUCCCUGAAAGUACAAUGUUGAUAUGUAAAAUGGUGUCAUGUUUGUAUGAAUUUGUUGGAAUAUUAAUCAUUUUUCCUUGUGAAAUAAAAAUAUAUAUUUUCAGUGUACAAA
This is a messenger RNA of Oncorhynchus nerka (sockeye salmon), 2917 nucleotides long. RefSeq names its product shieldin complex subunit 2 (gene shld2). The record is from RefSeq and is a predicted model, not a curated record. The transcript is spliced from 10 exons. Gene Ontology annotation, cellular component: site of double-strand break; nucleus. Lineage: Eukaryota; Metazoa; Chordata; Actinopteri; Salmoniformes; Salmonidae. Gene Ontology annotation, biological process: regulation of double-strand break repair via homologous recombination. The coding region runs from base 283 to 2709 and encodes 808 amino acids.